UUUCACGGUCACCGUGCAAUGGCUGAGUCCACAGGAAGCGGAAGAGAGACCGGAAGUUGGCGCUAAUCAGAGACUGUGCGACCCUGUAAGCUCCAAGGGGUCCCCCCCAGUACAAACAUAGGGGCAGCAACGGGGACCCCUCCCCGAACAAGACACAGGAGCCUUCAAGAUGUCUGAGAAUCAAGGGAAUAUUCCUGUUAAUAACACCAAUGGAAACCGGGUUCGGACCCCUAAUCUUAACCAGAACCCCCUGAUCAAUGUGCGGGAUCGCCUCUUCCACGCGCUCUUCUUUAAGAUGGCAGUCACCUAUGCCCGUCUCUUCCCACCCUCGUUCCGCAGAAUUUUUGAGUUCUUUGUCCUUCUUAAGGCUCUUUUGGUGCUAUUUAUUCUUGCAUACAUCCACAUUGCAUUUUCCCGUUCUCCUAUCAACUGCUUGGAGCAUGUCCGUGAUAAAUGGCCCAGAGAUGGCAUCUUGCGGGUGGAGAUCCAGCUGAACUCAAGCCGAGCUCCUAUCUUUCUGCAGUUCUAUGACAGCGACACUUUUCCUGGACUAGUGAAAGAACCCCUGGGGGAGGAAGAUGGAGAAGAUGAGGAGGAGGAGAUGAGUGUGGAUAUGUACCACAAUAGCUCCAUCAAGUUCGAGCUGGACAUUGAGCCCAAGGUGUUUUUGAAGCCAUCACUAGAGAGGGUGACGCAGGCCUCAGAUAAUCAGAGUCAGGGGCUGUCUUUCAGCGAUGCUGCUAGUAAAGUGUGGCCACAAGAAGAGUACAUAGUCGAAUAUUCACUUGAAUAUGGAUUUCUCAGGCUAUCUCAGAGCACACGGCAGAGACUCAACAUACCUGUGAUGGUGGUGACACUUGACCCAACCCGUGACUUGUGCUUUGGAGACAGAUUUAGUCGUUUUCUACUGGAUGAAUUUCUGGGAUAUGAUGAUAUUCUCAUGUCAAGUGUCAAGGCUCUGGCAGAAAACGAGGAGAACAAAGGGUUCCUAAGAAAUGUUGUUUCGGGGGAGCAUUAUAGAUUUGUCAGUAUGUGGAUGGCUCGCACCUCAUACCUCGCUGCCUUUGUGAUCAUGGUUAUUUUCACUCUCUCGGUGUCCAUGCUCCUGAGGUAUUCUCACCAUCAGAUCUUUGUUUUCAUUGUGGAUUUGCUGCAGAUGUUGGAGAUGAAUAUGAGUAUUGCUUUUCCUGCUGCCCCGCUGCUCACUGUGAUCCUGGCACUUGUAGGAAUGGAAGCCAUUAUGUCAGAGUUUUUCAAUGAUACGACUACUGCCUUCUACAUCAUCCUCAUAGUUUGGCUUGCUGAUCAGUAUGAUGCCAUCUGCUGCCACACAAACACCAGCAAGAGACACUGGCUAAGAUUCUUCUACCUUUAUCACUUUGCAUUCUAUGCCUAUCACUACCGCUUCAAUGGUCAGUACAGCAGCCUGGCUCUGGUAACAUCCUGGCUCUUCAUCCAGCACUCUAUGAUCUAUUUUUUCCAUCACUAUGAACUUCCCGCCAUACUUCAGCAGAUCCGCAUCCAGGAAAUGCUCCUUCAAAAUCAGCAGGCUGGUCAGAAUCAAACCAGCCUUCAGGACAACCUGAACAACAACACUACAUCUGAGCCAUCCAUUGUAACGCCUCCCCCUGCCCCCAGUUUUACUCUCCAGCCUCCGGCCUCUAGUUUAGUUGCUGCAGGUGUUGUGUCAACUGAUACUCCUUCAAGUGGCGGUGUGGCUACAGCACAACCCGUAGAAGAUGUUAUAGAGCUUCUGUCUGAGGAGCCGAUUCAGGAUACGGCUAGGAGCCAACCUCUUGAAGCUGGUACUACAGAAGUGACGCAGACUGGUGACCCGCCUCCUAUUCUGCCAACUGCUACACCUGAUAACAUUCCCAAAAAACUGACUGAACCCCAAGUGCAAGUAGCCACAGACUGUAAUCCAGUAAGAUUUUCAGUUACCAGCACUGAUCGAGAGCAGAACAAUCUGUCAUCCUCUAUGUCGUCAGGGCUGCUCUCAGAAGCUAGUGCGCCACAGCCGAGUGCAGAGGCUGAGCAGGGGUCUGAAUUGUGAGCGGAAUCUCGGAUUCACACCGACUGCCCUUAGCGCGCUGUGUACAGGAGAAAUGCAUUUCUCCUAAGGAGGAGCUGUCUGGACCAUUUAUCUCUUUGCAACUGGAGUGACUGGUCUGCAGCGCACAAAACCAGAUUCUAAAAAAAUUGCGCAAUGCGUGAGAUGCGUUCACGCACAAGGACUGACUGCAAUCGCUUUUCUUUCAUUAUUCAAUAAAAUGCGGCUUAACGGCCUAGGAAAACGUAACGUAAAUGGGUAACGGGGCUGCCGGUCUCUGACACACACAGUUUGUGGGCAUAUAUGUUGUGUUCACGAUUUGUAUGCACUGACAUGCACGCUGGUGUCUCCACGGGUCGAUGCAACGUGGUUCCUGUUGAGUUUUAACAGCCAUAUUUCAGAUUGAUAGGUUUCCAGAGGCUUUAUUACAGAGGCCCUAGGGGCAAUAUAGCGUUUCAUAAUUUCACUCCACAACCACUGGACCAAGGAUGAGUGAACUUAUGAUUUCUUUAAAAAAAAAAAUGUCCACAGAUAUUUUCUCUCUACUUUUUUGUUCUACUUUCACCCUGUGUGACCAGUGCUUACUUUAUUCUGAAAGCUAUGGAAUGUAAGUGCAUAAGCUGGGACAGAGGUGUUUGUGGAGGUGCCCUGGUUGUGGCAGAAGGAUAACAUGUGUGCCUUUCCACCUAUGACUGAAGAAAGAAGCUGCUCACGAAUGUGUAAAACCUGUUUUGCUAUUACAUUGCACUUUUUUGUAAGUAGAAGUAUGAAGGCUAUAUACAGAUAAAGAUGACGUACAUAUAUAUGUGUGUUUUAUGUUUGCAUAUGCACUUACAUAUAUAGGACAGAAAUAAGUGGCCAACAAGAUGUAUUCCCGAAGCUGCACUCGUGAAUAAAAUUGGAUCAGCACUUCCGUCAUGGAGUCUGGUCUGAAAUGUAAUGAUUGUUCCUCAAAAAACACCAAGUGCUGUUCAACAUAAUUACUUUAUAUAUCCUUAGAAUUAUCUGAUGCUGAACGUUAAAUUUCCUAGAUAGAUUUAAAAGAUAGCUUGCUGGUUGCCUGUUAAUGGUUACACUGUAUGCAGGAAGCUCACAUGCUCCCUCUAGUGGUAGCUGCUGGCAGCCAUCAUUUUAUCCUUUUUAAAUAUAUAUCUUCAUAAGCUCUGUUAUCAGGCUACAUUAAGAAAUAAGCAACAGAAGUUUGAACCUCUUAAAGGAUAUGGUGUUAAAAAGUCGACAUUCCCUUUAAAGCCAUUUGUAAAUUAUACCUUUUUUUUGUCCUAUAUCAAUGUGUUUCUUUAAAAAGGAUUUAACACCAUUUUAUAUUUGUAUGGCUUCAGUUUUGUAGUUUUCUUUUUUUGUUUGCACCUUCUGUUUGUUUUUUUUUUUUUUUUUUUUUUUUUGCUUUAACUUGUCUGGCAAUAUUCUUGUUAUUUUUACAGGACGAGUGUCAGCUGAAAUUAUAUCCUUAUACAGUCCAGGUGGAUGGACACAGUCUGCAGUCUACCACUUAAAGUGCCAAUAUAUAUAUUUUUUUAACACAUUUUUUAUAAAAAUAUAAAAUGGUGAUUUCCUUUUUAAAGGAAGAUUACUGUUGGAAUACAAGCUUCAGAAUUUUAACUAAUUUGCCUUAUUAUGCAUCUUUAGUGUUUCUCCCGUUCCAAUUAAAGGAUAAAUAACGUUUCAGAAAACUUCUGAUAUUUCAUAGAGACACUAGUAAUUUUGAUCAGGUGGGAGUCUGAGCCCUGAGACCCCCACUGACCACUAGAAGCCGGGUAGACAAACACUCGCAUAUUGUGCACACUCUUAUUGCCGCAGGAGAGCAAGUGAGACACACUCAAUAGAAAGUCUGUGGGCCCAUUUCUAUUCUGUUUCCUAAUUCUAGCGAACAGUGGGGGUCUUAGAACUCAGACCCCCACCAAUCAAAACCUUUUAGCAUGUGCCUGUCAAAAGUUUUCUAAAAGCUCAGGACUCGGGCUAAUUGAUUUAACAUUACUGAAUUCUUUAUUCUUCUGUAUGUUAUAUCCAGGCUUUGUCGCAUGUCCAUGAUUUGUGAUCUAUGGAGGCUUCAUUUCUAUACAACAAUGGCACCAGCACUUACCAUUGCUUUGUGUUGUAGCAGAGUCUCCAGUAUAUAGCAAUACAUUGAAGUUUUAGUCAAAUAAAGUCCUGCCCCAUUUUACCUUUUUACGGGUAGUCCAAAGGCAUCCGAGAAGCCACUUCUUUGGAACAUGACUGGUAUAUGGUAGAAAGCAGCCUUUCAAAUGUGUCAGUCCCUGAGAAGUAUAUGAAGGGUAUUUUCUCUGGUAGGAGAAUUGUUUAAUGGCUCUACACUAAAAUGACAUUGAUAUACGUAAUACAGCGUUCCAGAUUCCUUCUCCCUUAGAAACGUGCCGAUGAGUAUUUGCCAGGAAGUCUAUUUAAGCUCUUAGAAUUUUGCAUUGCUGCCUGUUCGAAUUAUUAUUAUGCAAAAGUGGCUUCCGGACGAAUCUAGCUUCUCGGGGUUGAGUUUUGGCCACCAUCAUGAUACAACAUGUCAGCACUACAUGUGCAUGUACAUUUAACAAAGUUUUCCCUGCAGUGAUUGUGGCGGCAUUUGAUUUGAAGUGGACAUAUCUGUUUGGCAAAAUAAUUUAUUCCCCAUUCAAUAACCUUGAACUCUACAUUCCAUUCAUCCGGUGUUGCUACUAGAUGUUUAUAAAAAAAGGUCCAGAUCGGUAUUACCAUUUGGGGGUGUGUCCCUGUGCAGUCUACAGUCCACGUGCAGCACUGAUUGGACAGUGUUGCCUUGUGCAGGGACACACCUCAAACUGGUAAGACCCAUCUGGACCUUUAUUAAUAAACCGAGUAGCAAUUACACGGGCUAUGCAUGAAGCUAUUAAAACAGGCCUGUCAGGAGUGGUGACAGGUCCUCUUUAACAAGGAAAACCACCAUAAUACACUACACAUGCAGCAUUGUUCACUUUAUAGACAAAAUGCAGCAUGCUUUGAAAUAACCUAAAUAUCCUAGUUUUAAAAGCAGUUCUUAAGUCAGGGAGCGAAAUCUUUCAUCUUCGCAGAGCAUCACACGAAAACCUCUUCCCCAACAACCCCUUUGUGAAUUGCGACUAACACUACUUUGUAUUCCAACAAUAGUUUUCCUGAAACAUGAAAGCCAACUUUCGGCGUUGACUUUGGUAUGAGUUAUUAAUAAAUGGUGUAACUAGAGCCGCAUUGCUUACUACCCAUGCUAAGACCCAUUUGGAAGGGUCUAAUAGAAGCCUGCAGAAUGGCCUCUCAGAGGCAUCUUGGAUCGAUACCCCAUGCAUAUGCAGCAACCGACCCUAUGCAUAGCUUAGAGAGAGCUUAAUAUUUCUAGUGAUGAGAAAUGGAAUAAUUAUUGGGGUGUGACUGUUCUGUGACCCCAUCAUCCCAUGUUCUAUUUAAUUGUACCUCAGAAAAUUCAUAAAAAUUGAUAAAUUGUGUUUGUAUAUAUGUUAAUAAAUAUUCUAUCUUAAGCACACAGUGA
Messenger RNA from Bufo gargarizans (Asiatic toad), 5558 nucleotides. It is a transcript of the gene TMEM259, whose product is annotated as transmembrane protein 259. The transcript is spliced from 12 exons. Gene Ontology annotation, cellular component: endoplasmic reticulum. The record is from RefSeq and is a predicted model, not a curated record. The coding region runs from base 170 to 2053 and encodes 627 amino acids. Gene Ontology annotation, biological process: response to endoplasmic reticulum stress; positive regulation of ERAD pathway. NCBI's taxonomy places the organism in Eukaryota, Metazoa, Chordata, Amphibia, Anura, Bufonidae.